Sinocyclocheilus rhinocerous is the source of this 1191-nucleotide messenger RNA. RefSeq names its product cell division cycle associated 5 (gene cdca5). Gene Ontology annotation, biological process: mitotic metaphase chromosome alignment; positive regulation of exit from mitosis; mitotic sister chromatid cohesion. The transcript has 6 exons. NCBI's taxonomy places the organism in Eukaryota, Metazoa, Chordata, Actinopteri, Cypriniformes, Cyprinidae. The coding region runs from base 193 to 978 and encodes 261 amino acids. Gene Ontology annotation, cellular component: nucleus. The record is from RefSeq and is a predicted model, not a curated record.
AAGUAGUUGGUUUAGUUCCACCCCGUUACUACAUGGGAAGGCGGGCGAAUUUGAAAGAAGAGCAUAUUCGUUUGCAUCUGAAAACAUAGAUGUUUGUUUCAUACAAUUCCAUAUAACCGACCAUAUAACAGAUCGGACAGUCUUACUGACUAGCAGCAGUUUGCAGUUUCUGGAUCUGUAUUGUCUUGCAAGAUGAGCAACAAAACCACACGGUUACCGUCGAGGAAAAGCAGCGAUGAAAUCAGAAAGUCAAGUGGAAAGAGUUCACCACGAAGGAGGUCCUGCAGGUUGUCUGCAAGUGAUGUAAAUCUGGCCUCUAAAGUUGUGGCUACACCUGUGGCUGUGAAACGGUCAAUCACUUUUAGGAAAAUUGCACCCAGAAAAACUCAGGCCCUGUCUGACAGUAACAAGGAGAAUGUGGAAAGAUUAUCUGAAGUGCCGACAAAGCUGUCCAGAGUCUUGACAUCGUCCCCAGCUGUGGCAACAGUGCCCAAGGCAGCUGUCCUCUCGCCCAUCCUGCCUACUUCAUCUCCAUCUUCUCAGCCCAAAGAAUCGGAGCAGGACCCUGUUUGGUCCCAAAAAGUGCGACGCUCUUACAGUCGCUUGAGUAUGGGGGAGAAGUCCUUUGAAAUCCCCAAAUCCCAUCAUGCACCUUCCACUUCUCCCAACAACCGAGAGACCCUGUUUGGUUUUGAGAGGCUUCAGACUCCAGAGGUGAUGCGCAAAACUGAGGGAUCUAGAGUAGCUCCUCUGGGCUCUAUGUCCAUCUCACUGGGUUCUUUCAACAUCUCCGCUGCUGAAGACAGCACGUCAAACCCACCAGAAAUUGAUCCAAACAUCCCGGGUGUGUGUCUGGGGAAGAAGACAACCAGGCGGAAACGCGUACAACAGAUAAAGAUGUCAGAGUUGGACAAUCUUGCAGCAAAGAUGAAUGCUGAGUUUGAGGAAGCCGAAAGUUUUGAACUGGUUGUUGAAUGAAAUUUCUAAAGUGCCCCACACGUUCAGGACAUUUUCAGGACACGUCAGACUUUUCAACUUAUUACUUUUAUUAUUGUUCAUUAUGCUUACUGCCCUCUGUUUCUUCCUGCUUGCAAAAUCUUAACUAAAAGCAUGUUUUAAGAGAUCAAGCUGUUUUGUUGUUCUGAUCAUUUUUCACAAUGUCACAAUCAUCAGUAAAUCUCUAAAUGACAA